Messenger RNA from Aureobasidium subglaciale EXF-2481, 953 nucleotides. RefSeq lists its product as uncharacterized. Gene Ontology annotation, cellular component: cytoplasm. Bases 298 to 828 code for a protein of 176 amino acids. Gene Ontology annotation, molecular function: protein-N-terminal-alanine acetyltransferase activity; protein N-terminal-serine acetyltransferase activity. The record is from RefSeq and is a predicted model, not a curated record. Lineage: Eukaryota; Fungi; Ascomycota; Dothideomycetes; Dothideales; Saccotheciaceae. The transcript has a single exon.
UAGCUUCACCUUCUAGGACCUUCUAUGCGCUAAGCACUUCCCCACAUCGACACCGCGGACCCAUGAAGCCUCCGGUGAAGCCUCCGAGGUCUGAACAUGCCAAGCUAUCAUGUUGAAUUGGAGGUAUAGGUAAGGAUGACUGCCUGUUUCUCUUCCUGACACAGACACUUCUUCUUGCUACUAGACCAGACUUAGUGACCUUUCUUCAAUAACGCCCCCCUUGAUCUAUUAGAUCUAGUCUCGUUCAGCACCCCUCGGUAUUACUAUCCUAAGCCAUAUACACUCAAAACGAAAACAAUGGUCAUCACUCCUGAGCAGAAGCGUGUAGACCUGCGACUACGCAAUCAGUCCGAUGCCGAAGCCCUGUUCCCGACAAUGUCGCACCCAGACUCGAUGCAAUACUGGUCUCGUGGACCCUUUUCGAACAUCGAGGAACUGCGCAAGGAUUUCGCUCCUGACGACACGACAGGUUGGAAGAUCUGGGCGAUUGUCAAGGUUGGCGAAAACGAAGCCAUCGGGUUCGUGGCUGCGUGUUCGAAGCGCAAAGGCGUGAGCGAAAUCGGGUACAUCGUUGCCCGUGAAGUGGCAGGAUAUGGCUACGGACGGGAAGCUGUAAGCCUGCUGAUUGAGAGAUUGUUCGCUGAGGGACAACGGCGUAUCUUUGCUGAUGUUGAUCCUGAUAAUGCAAAAUCUAUUGCGCUGCUCAAAGCACUUGGCUUCAAGCUAGAGGGCCGUCUACGUGCCGAGUGGGAAACGCAUAUCGGAAUUCGAGACUCUCUCGUAUACGGACUACUGGCAGAAGGAUGGCAAUUUGCAACUCCUAAGUAGGGGUCAGAUCAAAAGAAUUUGAAAAGGUAUGUGAGACGUGCGUGGGUCAUUCUCUGUGUAUCAGGUCUGAAAAAUGGUCUAGGCUGUGUACUAAGUGGUAUCAUUGUGUUGGAGGAGAAACACCC